Molecule: messenger RNA, 848 nt
Organism: Elaeis guineensis (African oil palm)
Lineage: Eukaryota; Viridiplantae; Streptophyta; Magnoliopsida; Arecales; Arecaceae
Product: actin-related protein 2/3 complex subunit 5A
Biological process (GO): Arp2/3 complex-mediated actin nucleation; regulation of actin filament polymerization
Cellular component (GO): Arp2/3 protein complex; actin cytoskeleton
Source: RefSeq, a predicted model, not a curated record
CUGUUCUGGAGUUCUGUACCAAACAAAUCGUAGUGGGCUUCUCACCGAUCGCCACGUGGAAGAAAAAAAACCCCUCAAGCUGCUGGUGGGCAAAGCGCUUGGACUUCAAAGAGGAGAGCAGAACGGAAGAGCACCACCGGCGGCGGAAAUGGCGGCGGAGGGGUUUCUGGAGGUCGAGAACCUAGAAGCCAUCAUCACAAGGAUCGAGCAGAAGUCCCGCAAGAUCGAGAGCUUGCUUAAACAAUCGAAGCCCGUGGAGGCUCUGAAGACGGCACUUGAGGGAUCCCCUCUCAAGACCAGAGAUGAGAGGUGCAAGUCGGCGAAUUGGAUAGUGGUGCAUCGGGCGAUAAUGGCCAUAAAGGAUGUGGAUGGCAUGCUCGCUUCUUUGGAUCCCGAGUACUACGACAUCCUCAUGAAGUACUUGUAUAGGGGUUUAGCAACCGGAGACCGACCAACUUGUGACCAAUGCCUGAGGAUUCAUGAAAAGCUUACAGAGAGAGCAGGGUUGGGAUGCAUACUGCGCUCGCUUGCUGACACCGUAAAUACCGUAUAAGCUUUAAUUUAGUUUCAUGUCAGUGUAAUAUCAUUUUUCUCUAUUUGUAUUCACCGUCAUGUUUGUGUUAUACAGUUUGAAAACUGAGAUCGUUAAAUAACAUUUGUACUGGAGUUCUAUAUGGGGAAAAAUGUGCGAGUUUAGAAUUGCAUCUCAUGGGUGAGCCCCAGUAAAGGGCUGACUGCUGAGCAUUGGGUGUAAUUGAGCUAAGCUUGAGCGAUUCAGGCUAUGCUCAAGCUUAGUCUGAACUUUCUUGAGCCAAUCUGAAGCUCAGCUCAAUCAUUAUUAUUAUUUU